CAUUCAAAAGUGUUAGGCUUAUCCAAGAUUCAACAUGGCAAUUCUGUCAAAUACAAAAGGUUUACAUUUGCUGAAAAUCUUCGAACUCUUGAAAAGAAAUGAGCUGUCUGGGUGGACUGUCAACUGGAGAUGUUCAAACUUCAGAAAGUGUGACAUUUUUCCAAUUGGAUGGCAGCCUUUCCCACUAUAUGUAUGAGAUAUCAUUAUCAAGUUACAAAAAUCCCACUAUAUUAUUACCUCACCCAUUACUCCGUACAAGUUGUAUCAGUUUUUUUUAAUUGAUCACUGUCCAUCACGUCUUUUCUGGAGUUCUAUAAAUCCGCGCCAUUGCUAGCAAGAAAAAUCUGCAGAAACUGAUGGUACAUCAGAAAACAGAGCUGAUUACCUACAUUUAUGAUCAAGUUGACAUAUCCUAGUCCUACCAAUGGCCGUCAUAACAUCUCAACCUGAGCUUCAGCUCGUGGUAGGCACACCCCACACCAGCAGCAGCGUUGCUAUUGAUCAUAUUCAAAAUAGCAGCUGCCUCUCAACCAUUAUUGCUAGGCGUAUUAAGGAAUCAUUAACUUCCAUCCUAACCAAAUUUCAUGCUGGUUAUUUUAGGGUAAGCCUAUCUUUGGGUGGCCAAGCUUUAUUAUGGAAGACACUGAUAGGCCCAACCGAUGAUACAAGCACUUUAAGACUUACCCUCCAUAUGUUUCAUCCCACAGCUUUUACUCUUCUCUGGUCUUUCUCAUUCUUUACCCUUGUUUUGCUUUCAAUUCUUUACCUUUUGAGAUGUUUAUUUUACUUUAAGAUGGUGAAAGAAGAGUUCUUGCACCGUGUAGGAGUCAACUACCUAUUCGCUCCAUCGAUUUCUUGGCUUCUUUUGCUUCAAUCAGGGCCCUUCUUUACUCCAAACUACCACUACUCAUACGUUGUUCUCUGGUGGGUUUUUGCGGUUCCUGUUGUAGUUCUUGAUGUGAAAAUCUAUGGUCAAUGGUUUACCAAAGGAAAGAAGUUUUUAUCAGCAGUAGCAAAUCCAACAAGCCAGUUAUCAGUUAUAGGGAACCUGGUCAGUGCACAAGCGGCAGCAAAUAUGGGGUGGAAAGAGAGUGCUAUUGGGUUUUUUUCACUAGGGAUGGUGCAUUAUUUGGUGCUCUUCGUGACGCUUUACCAACGUUUAUCAGGCACCGAUAGGCUUCCGACGAUGUUAAGGCCGGCUUUCUUUUUGUUCUUCGCAGCUCCGAGCAUGGCUAGCUUGGCUUGGCAAUCGAUUGCUGGUUCUUUCGAUACUACAUCAAAAAUGCUUUUCUUUCUCUCGCUCUUCCUCUUCAUGUCACUAGUUUGCAGGCCGACUCUGUUUAAGAGAUCUAUGAGAAGGUUCAAUGUGGCGUGGUGGGCUUACUCGUUUCCCUUGUCUGUUCUCGCUCUGGCUUCAAUGGAAUACGCAGAAGAAGUUAAAGGCGACAUUGCACAUCUGUUAAUGCUUCUUCUUUUAACAUUUUCUGUCUUGGUCUCCAUUACUUUGAUCAUUUUCACUCUGCUCAACACCAAAAUUUUGCUCUUACCUAACCAUUUUGAUCACAUUGGAAGUUUCCUUUCUCUGCCAAGAGUGUCACCGCUGAGCAAAAAAACAACUACCACAUGUGUUUGAUUAGAUAAAUGAUAAAACAAGUGUACAGAUCAUAGUGAUGAGUACUCAUAGGAUUUUGGGGUAAAUCCACAAGACUGUAAACAAAUAUGAUUUCAUUUUUGCAAAUAUGAAUGCAUAUUUAUUAAAAUCAUGUUUUACAAGUUCAAACUUCAAACCAUGGAAAUCAUGCUUAGAAAUUGAGUUAAAAGAAUUGGAUAAUAAGUGUGCAAACUGGACAUGGAAAUCAUGGAGAAAAAGGGAUGAAAC
Molecule: messenger RNA, 1879 nt
Organism: Durio zibethinus
Lineage: Eukaryota; Viridiplantae; Streptophyta; Magnoliopsida; Malvales; Malvaceae
Product: S-type anion channel SLAH4-like
Biological process (GO): transmembrane transport; intracellular monoatomic ion homeostasis
Cellular component (GO): membrane
Molecular function (GO): voltage-gated monoatomic anion channel activity
Source: RefSeq, a predicted model, not a curated record